Truncatella angustata is the source of this 909-nucleotide messenger RNA. RefSeq lists its product as uncharacterized. The coding region runs from base 1 to 909 and encodes 302 amino acids. The record is from RefSeq and is a predicted model, not a curated record. The transcript has a single exon. NCBI's taxonomy places the organism in Eukaryota, Fungi, Ascomycota, Sordariomycetes, Amphisphaeriales, Sporocadaceae.
AUGAAGCCGUACCGCUCCUCCACCCUUCAGUCUGGGCAGCCCCUGUUCCCGCCGACCACCCCUACGGAGCUUCCCAGGGCCGCCCGGGAGAAGGACCUGCGCUUCCAACAGGAUCUCAAGUCGCGGUUCGAACUCUUGAAUAUUAAGUCGCCUCGGUGGUCGCUCUCGUCCUUCAGCCAGUCCCUCGGCAAGCCCGCCCCGGCGCAACAGUCAUGGCUUGGAGAUCCCUCGCCGCCUGCCACCCCGGAUCCCGAAGCAGCAGCAGCAGCAGGGCAGCGGGGAGGUGAUGGCCGGUUUCCCAUUCCUGCCGGGGGCAAGAACGCCAGAGAGACGAGAAGAAGGAGGGACGGCAGGAUAUGCGGUUUGGAGAGGAGAUGGUUCUGGGGGCUCGUAGCCGUGGCGGUGGUGGUGCUACUGGGCAUCUGUAUCGGAGUCGGCGUGGCGGUCAGCCAGUCCAAGAGCAAUUCAUCGCAUAACGCCGGUGCGGGCGGCUCGAGCAGCAGCAGCAGCAAUAGUAGCACGGGGACACUUGCAACGGCAACUUCGACGGGCACCACUGGCUCGACGGCGUCGUCCACGUCGGCGUCGGCCACAGCGACAGCAACAGGGGGCACAGACUGCCCGGCCGGCAACGCAACCACAUAUACGGUCCCGGGCUCCACCAAAACAUUCAUGCAUUAUUGUGGGCUCGACUAUAGCGGCGACAGCGAAGCUACGGACCUAAAAAGCGUAACGACGGACAGCAUGGCGGACUGCAUGGCGAAUUGUGCGGGUACUUAUGGAUGUACGGGGUGUGGCUGGGGUUAUGUCGAUGGGGACUCGUUAUAUGAGCAUACGUGCUGGCUCAAGAGCGACCUGAAGACCGCUCACAAGGCCGAUUCCAGCUGGGCAUUUGCAGUCUUGGUAUAA